AUGAUUCGUGCAAGCUUGCUUGCGUUAUUUUCAACGCUAAUAAUAUGUGGAUUUUGUGGCAAGGAAUUUGAAUCGUUAGGCCGUCACUCGUGGCGGUGUAAAAGUAAAGUUGGGAACGAACGAGAAUCCACUUUGAAUGUUAAUCCUGCUAUGGAAAUGCCUACACAAAUGUGUCUACCUGUAAAAUCUUGCAAAGCAGUCAAAUGUUGCUGUGGUAAAGUCUGCAAAGGUGCUCGUGGACUUAAAAUGCACCAACGAAGCUGUAGAGUUAUUGACGACCUUGAAGACGAACUGGAACAACAAAUGACUGAAGCAUUGAACGACGACAAUCAUGAGGAUAACACUGACCCAGUUAACCCUGAAAUAUCACCUUUGAACACCCAAGAAAACUUUCCCGAUUUAAAAAGGGGGAUAAAACUACCCAAAUCGCCAUUACAAUGGUCAACUGCCAACGCAACCUCGUUCCCAGGCUCUUUGCUCUUGGGAAGCAAAGACCCUGGUCGGAGCUGGUCACGUGACCCAUACAAAAUUGAUAGCCCAAGAGGGGGAUGGAAAAGUCUCAUAUUACAUGUUUCCACUUCCGCACUUCGCACUUCGAUUGCAAGGAGUGGCCGUUCUGUACAAUCAUCUCAUUCAUCUUCGAGAAUCAUAUAUACCUCAAACUAUUUGCUAAAUUGGUUUCUGUUUGCUUUUAAAUUAUACUUUUAAAAUGCAGAUUCUUAUAGCAACAGAAAAUUCAGGAAAUCAAGCAACGAGAACGUAUGACUGUACGCUUUGAAAUAUUUUUAUUUUCUCGGGGUUCGCCGAUUCGGGCGUAGUUUCAUUUCACGCGUGCGUUUCUGUUCUGGCUCUGGUUUUUAUAAUACGCUUAUAAUAUGCCAAUGAAUUGUUCUAAUAUGGACACGGUAUAAAUUUUGUUAAACAGAUGUCUCAAAAGCGACUGUUUAUAGGUCAUAGGAUUAGCGUCUUGCCGGUCUUAAAGUACGUGACACAUUUGGACACAAGCCAAAUACACAUUGAAUGUCCAUUCUCUUGAUUCUAAAACUGUUUAUAGACAUAUUGCUCUAGAUUUUUUAAAAGGUUAUCAUCGUUUAUAUUAAACACCAGGAAGACAAAAUAUAACGUACAAAAUUGUUUGAAAUGGACAGUGCACAGCUGACAUAUACGACAAUUCACAACUGCAUGAAUUUUCUUUUUUGUCUGCACGAGUACCUGUUUGUUGAAGCCAAAAUAUUGCACCAGCAUCUCCUAUAAAUUCUAUCGCCAUUUACCCUCUCCCCUUAAAUGCAAAGGAAUGACAGCAGAAAAGGUUUAGCAAAGUAUUUUUUAUUAUAUCUGGCAUAAACUAUAAAGCGUCCUACGUUUUAUCAGGAUAUACAUAAUUCAUAAACUGCAUAUGCACACGAAGUCUCGCUUAUAUAGUUAUAUUAAUGAGUUUUACUGUAACAAACCUUUUAAAGUUUCCAUCAUGUGAUAGAUAGGUUGUUUGCCUCCAGUAUUGUUUGGUAAAACAGACUAAACUUCUAAAAGGCCGGUUACGGAAUACGAUAAAGAUUAAAGUUGAUUUAAAUAUUGAUAACUCACAGCGGCAUUAAUCCAUUAUACAAGUCUAAAGAAGCUGGAUUAUUCUUCAAUAAAGCCCUCAAUGGGCAAUGCCAGUGUCAAUGAAAGGUCUAAUAUUAUACAUUUGCAAAUUACUGUAUACACAAAAUAUGAAAUAAUUUAUAUAAAGUACAAUACCAGUGUCUGGUGCAUAUAUCGUCCUAGAUAUUCAAGUUGUCCGCACGCACGGAAACGCAUGUAGGAGUCUUGGCGUUUGUGUGAUAACAGAUAGCUAGCUACACUUCGACAUUAUCUUUCUUGAUCGUUGAGUUUCAGCAAUGUAAAUGAAAUGAAUUUUAUAGCCAGUCCAUAACGGGUUUUAAUCCUGUGCUUUUACAGUCAGAAUAGCACUAUUGUUUACACAUGUUGGCGAUGUUUGGGAAAUCAAAGGAUCCCGUUAUAAAAUAAAUCUUUUGUUUUGAAUAUCGGACAGGAUACACUUCAACUAUAAAGAACCAUAUCGUUCGUUUAAUACCGUUUGAUCGACAUUCUGUGUAGAAGAUCUGUAUGUUUCUACGGCGAUACGUGCUAAACUUUGCAAGCCAGGCGUGUGUGGAGUGUUUUCGUUGUAAGUGAAAUAUGAUCCAGCUUCUCGCUUGAAAUGUACCGCAACACUUAUUAUUGAUGACAUUCAGUACAUGAUCGGUACAAUUUAGAACAGUUCCUUGCACAAUCUCUUGUUGCAAUUUACAUUUUUAUCACCCGAAAUUAUAACACAUAAAGUUGCAAUUUUCCAAACGCAACAAACAGACUCCUCUACUACCCCUCCCUGAGGUCAAAUUCAAUUUACCCCCAAAAUCUGGGGGUUCACGUGACCAGCUCCGACCAGGGUCUUUGCUUCCCAAGAGCAAAUAGCCUGGGAACGAGGUUGCUGCCAACGACUUUUUCAAGUUAACUUUUUUGAAUCAUCCAAUCACACCGGAUGAUCUAAAUAACAACAUCAAUACCAUGGUAACCGUCGUCUACAAUUACUUUAGUGGGAAUUUUGGACAUGUUGAUAACAAUAGCAGUGUAGAAUUCGAAAGAAAAUACCAAACAUUUUCAACAAAGGAUUUAAAAAAAGCUUUAAAGAAAUUAAAACUGGAAAACGGUAGUAUUCUGGAGAUAAAAUUUGUCGCGAAGAAAUUGCGCAUACUCCUUAAUAAGUCAAAUAAUACGGAACUAAAUAAUUCUGAUAGUCAUGCAUCUGCAGACAUUGAUCACGAUAAUCUAAUUGGUAAAAAAUUCUGGGGUUACGUUAAAAAAAUUUUCAAAAAGAAUACCAGUUCACUUCCAUCAUUUAAUUUAGCGCAAUGUACAUCCUAUUUUACCAAAACAUUUUCCGCGAUUAACCCAAAUAAAACAUUCAAUAUUCCUAGUUGGAUCCCAAAAUUUGCUUCUCCUCAAACACCUUUUAAGCUUGACCCCCCGACCUAUCAAGAGAUUACAAACGUCAUACGUAAAAUGAAACUGUCUGGCUCACCAUGCCCACUUGAUCAGAUAUCAAUAAUCUGUUUUAAACGAUGUCCGUAUCUACGUUUCUACUUGACUGAGAUAAUCCAUGCAGCUUGGUCACGCGGUGUUGUUCCAUCUGAAUGGAAAAAAGCAUGCACAAUAUUAAUUCACAAGAAAGGAGAAACAAACGACCCAGCAAACUUUCGACCAAUUACUCUUGAAUCCAUCCCGCUUAAAGUCUUCACAUCAUGUCUUCGAAAUAAAACAUUUGAAUUCCUGUCAGACAAUAAUUACAUAGAACAAAACAUCCAGAAAGGUUUCACUCCAAAACUCUCAGGAACACUAGAACAUACUGCUCAGAUGGCACAUAUAAUUAACACAGCGCGUACCAAGCAACGAUCUAUAGUUAUUACAUUACUCGAUCUUAAAAAUGCAUUUGGCGAAGUCCAUCAUAACCUCAUUUACGAAGUCCUUGAUUAUCAUCACGUUCCUAAUCACAUAAAGAACCUUAUCUGCAGUCUUUACACUGAUUUCCAAACUUCCAUCAUAACCGAACACCCCCUUCAUUACA
This is a messenger RNA of Paramuricea clavata, 3607 nucleotides long. The record is from the annotation of a GenBank genome assembly. NCBI's taxonomy places the organism in Eukaryota, Metazoa, Cnidaria, Anthozoa, Malacalcyonacea, Plexauridae.